AUGGCAAUCGAUUUACAUAAAUAAGGUAGAGUAUUAAACGGAGGCGCUUUAAGAUAAUCUAGAACAACUAAUGUAUAUCUUAGAUUAUUAUUGAAGAUUAAGUACUUCCAAACUUAACAGAUUCCCAUUAUCAUUGAGCAGAAUUGUUAAAACGUAAAAGAUUUUUCCAAAAUAGUUGUAUCUACAGCCACUGUCACUAAUGAUGCCAGACUUUUAACUGUACCCAAAAUGACAGUCUGUGCCUUAAGAUUCACUGAAACUGCUAGAAAAAGAAUCUUAGCUGCUGGUGGAUAAGUAUUAACUUUCGACUAACUCGCCCUUAAAGCACCUACUGGAACUAAUUGCCACCUUUUAAGAGCUCCUAAAGAAAGAGAAGCAUAUAGACAUUGGGGUCUUGCUCCUGGAUAGAAAGGAUCCAAAAGUGCUCCUUAUGUCAGAUCAGAAGGAAGAAAAUUCGAAAGAGCUCACGGUUUAAGAUGA
Molecule: messenger RNA, 480 nt
Organism: Ichthyophthirius multifiliis
Lineage: Eukaryota; Ciliophora; Oligohymenophorea; Hymenostomatida
Exons: 4
Biological process (GO): translation
Cellular component (GO): ribosome; cytosolic large ribosomal subunit
Molecular function (GO): RNA binding; structural constituent of ribosome
Source: RefSeq, a predicted model, not a curated record